Molecule: messenger RNA, 1937 nt
Organism: Osmerus eperlanus (European smelt)
Lineage: Eukaryota; Metazoa; Chordata; Actinopteri; Osmeriformes; Osmeridae
Gene: rag2
Product: recombination activating gene 2
Exons: 2
Coding region: 169-1779 (536 amino acids)
Biological process (GO): V(D)J recombination
Cellular component (GO): nucleus; DNA recombinase complex
Molecular function (GO): protein binding; sequence-specific DNA binding
Source: RefSeq, a predicted model, not a curated record
UGAGUUAACGAUGCUUCACAAACUGCCUGCAGACGGUGAGUUUGGUAGCUGAGUUAGAAAGUAAAAAAGUUAGCUCCUUGAAAUUGCGGGAUCUGGGCAUAGCACUCCAAAAACUCGUAAACUCCCAAACUGCAGACAAGCUGCAACUACUUGAGCUGGGACACCUGCAUGAGUAGUAGCAUGUCCCUGCAAACUCUGACUGCAGUGAACUGUGCAAGUCUUCUUCAACCAGGCUGCUCACUGCUCCAGCUGGAUGGAGAAGUGUUCCUGUUUGGUCAGAAAGGCUGGCCCAAGCGCUCAUGUCCGACUGGUGUCUUUGGGGUUCGACUGAAGUCCGGAGAACUAAAGCUCCGAGCCAUCUCCUUCUCCAACGACUCCUGCUACCUCCCUCCUCUGCGUUGUCCUGCCAUAACGCGCCUUGAGCCCCAUGACGGAGACGCAGAGGGGUACCUCGUCCAUGGGGGCCGCACCCCAAACAAUGAAAUCUCAGCCAGCCUCUACCUGUUGACCUUGGACAGCCGCGGCUGCAACCGCAAGGUGACCCUGCGCUGCCAGGAGAAAGUGCUGGUGGGGGAAACCCCAGGGCCACGGUACGGCCAUACCCUCAGCAUGGUGCACAGCCGAGGAAAGAAGGCCUGUGUUCUGUUUGGUGGCCGAUCCUACAUGCCCGCAGGGGAGCGGACCUCGGAGAACUGGAACAGCGUCGUGGACUGCUCCCCUCAGGUGUUCGUCAUCGACCUGGAGUUCGGCUGCUGCUCCGCCCACGACUUACCUGAGCUCGGUGACGGCCAAUCCUUUCACCUGGCUCUGUCCAGGGAGGACUGUGUCUACUUCCUGGGAGGUCACACCCUCUCCUCCGACUCCCGCCCGCCUCGGCUCUUCCGCCUGCGGGUCGAGCUUCUCCAGGGCAGCCCCCUUCUCUCUUGCCAGGCCCUGGACACUGGCAUCUCCAUUACCAGCGCCAUCGUCAACCGUGUCAGCCCCUCACAUGAGUACAUCAUACUUGGGGGAUAUCAGUCAGAGACCCAGAAGAGGAUGGAAUGCAACAGUGUGGUUCUUAGUGACACAGGUAUCCACAUCGAACCCAGAGAUCCCCCCCAGUGGACCGCGGACAUCAGCCACAGCCGCACCUGGUUCGGUGGCAGUCUCGGGGAGGGGACCGUCCUCAUUGGAAUCCCGUCAGAGGGCAGGCCGUCCUUACCAGAAGCCCAUUACUUCUACCAAGUGUGCUUUCAGAAAGACGGGGAGGUAGAGGAGGAGGGCGGGACGCAGGCCUGCAGCCAGGAGUCCACAGAUUUCGAGGACUCGGCUCCACUCGAGGACUCGGAGGAACUGUACUUUGGCCGCGAGCCCCACGAGCUGGAGGACAGCAGUGAAGGAGAGGGAGAUACUUACAACGAGGAGGACGAGGAGGACGAGUCCCAGGCCGGCUAUUGGAUCAAAUGUUGUGCGGGCUGCCAGGUGGACCCCAACACUUGGGAGCCCUACUACUCCACGGAGCUCUGUCGGCCUGCCAUGAUCUACUGCUCCAGGGGGGAAGGAGGCCACUGGGUCCAUGCCCAGUGUAUGGAGCUGUCAGAGAGCCUUCUGGUGAAGCUGUCUCAGGGUAACAGCAAGUACUUCUGUCUGGACCACGGAGGCCUGCCCAGGCAGGAGACGACCCCCCCACGCCAGCAGCUGACACUGAAGCGCACCCCAAUGAAGAUGCAACAUCGAAAGACCUCAACCAUUUCUCUAACCCCGGCCAAGAAGAGCUUCUUGAGGAGGCUGUUUGAAUGAUUCAUGAUUAUGCUACAAAUUGGACUGACUAAGUUUUUUUGGAAACAUCUACUGUCGACACCGUUUAUAAUACAUUCGAUUAGCAAUAUUCUCAUAACAAAUUGUACCUUAUUGAAAAUCUUAUAUUUUACAUUGUUAUAAAAAAAAGCUUAAUCAAU